Molecule: messenger RNA, 1932 nt
Organism: Poeciliopsis prolifica (blackstripe livebearer)
Lineage: Eukaryota; Metazoa; Chordata; Actinopteri; Cyprinodontiformes; Poeciliidae
Product: solute carrier family 25 member 43-like
Exons: 5
Coding region: 168-1205 (345 amino acids)
Biological process (GO): transmembrane transport
Source: RefSeq, a predicted model, not a curated record
CAGGCCCGCGCAGGACACACGCACACACACGCACACACACACACACACACACCUUCCCGGUGUUUAAUAUUAGAUGUGCGUGACCCAUCCACGCAGGUCGCUGGUUGAAGAACAGCGAAACCCGGCCGGAGGGUCGAGUUCAGAGUUCAGGCUCAGCAACCAGAGAAAUGGUGGUCUCGGUGAAGAACGACACCCGGCUGACCAGUACCCAGAGCUUCCUCUGCUCUGGUUUCGCUGGUUUCUUCAGCAAAACCGUCACGUCUCCUCUGGAAGUUGUGAAGAUUAAACGUCAGGUGGGAACUUUUCACGGCAAAGGCGGAUUCCUGCAAACUUUUAUCGUCAUCUACCAGAAUGAAGGACUUCGAGGGUUUUGGAAAGGGAAUAUGGUCUCCUGUCUCCGGCUGUUUCCAUAUACAGCAGUUCACCUCACCACAUACAAGAAGAUCGUCCACCUUCACAUGGAUGAGCUGGGCUUUAUCUCCCAGUGGAGAGCCAUAGUAGCCGGCGGACUGGCUGGCGUCGCUGCCGCCCUGCUCACGUAUCCUCUGGAGGUGGCGGAGACCCGACUGAUCGUCCAGAACUGCAGACAGCGGACCUACAUCGGUGUAGCUCACACCAUCUCAAAGAUCUACAGGAACGAAGGCCUGCCUGCUCUCUACAGAGGAUUCUCCCUCACCGUUCUGGGUGCGGUUCCCUUUUCAGUCGGAUGCUAUGCGGUUUACAUGAAUUUGGACAAGCUGUGGCAGGAGCCAUCGUUUCGUUUCACUCCUCUGCAGAACUUCAUUAACGGCUGCAUUGCGGCGGGAGUGGCUCAAACGCUCUCAUACCCCUUUGAAACUGUUAAACGGAAAAUGCAGGCACAGAGUUCUCGUCUUCCCCAUUUUGGUGGCGUUGAUGUCCACUUCAGUGGAACGAUGGACUGCUUCAUGCAGGUUAUUAGAAACAAAGGCGUUCUGUCACUGUGGAACGGACUAACGGCCAACAUGAUAAAGAUUGUUCCUUAUUUUGGUCUUCUGUUCACCUGCUGCGAGAUGUGCAAGCAGAUGUGCCUCUACCGUAACGGCUACAUCGUCUCACCUCUGAGCUACCAGCCCACGCCGGGGGUCGACCAGAGCCUCGGGCCGUACGAGCUGGAGGAGGUCAGGCGCUACUUGAAAAACAGAAACUUUGGAUCAAGGGAGUCGUCUUUUGGGAACCGCUGGUGAAGCUGGAAAUGCAUCCUGCUGACAGAAAAAUGGAGGAAAAAUCAAAAACAUUCAUGAGACCCUCCAAGAGACUGAAACUAGGACUAUUUCAAGGUUAUAUAAUUUUUAUCUGACAGUAUUAAGCAUAAAUUGUGAGGAAUUUGUGACUCCAUUAUGUAAAAACCUGUGCCUUUGGUGUUGAAUAUUUAUUUUGGCCCCUGUUGCAGUUUUGGCUGCAUUAACUUCACAUUGUGCCACAGUCUGUUCUGAGGAUCACAGACUUUAACUGUGAUGAGUGAAUCUGAGCGUUAUGAUUGUAAAGAAUCAUCGAAUGCAACUUUUUCAUCCUUCAACAGAAGCAGGCGUUUAAGUGCUGAGACAAAUUGUUAUUGAAGGAAUCAAACAUUAAAAAUGUUUUAUUUUAACAAAAUCUAAGUGUUUAUUUUUUUAUGCGCACUCCAAAAAGAUAGAACUGCAUCCAAAAGCUGACUUUUUUUAAAAGCAAAAAAUGAGUUUAAUGUCUUAACAGUUGCAUUAUGUUUAAGCAAACUCUUUAAAUCCUCCUACAAUUUCAAUGUAUGACACAAAGCAAUGUUUUAUUCCAUUAUUUUAGCAAUGGUCGACCUUCCAAAUCCACAUUUUAUUUCAACAUUUUAUUACUAAACAUGAUUCUUUACGAGAAACUGCUACAUAAAGAUAACUGUGUCCAUCUACUCCAAAUGUAUUUUCGUAAUAAAAACUUUGUACA